AUGUCAACCGGAUUUGGCGGCCAGAACUUACACCCCUCGCAAUCGAUCUUGUCGUUGCACUCGCGCAAACGGUCUUCCACCGUUACGGCGACGUUUGAAAGCCCGCCUGUCCUUGGUCUCUCACCAAUGUAUCACGAGAAAACAGCAAUGGCGCAAAGGUCGCGGCUUGUGAAGGCUGGUGUUAUUAUCGCUGCGGCGUUUCUGUUCCUCCUGUAUCUCGUUCCGUCGAGGCCCUCUGUAUCAAACAUUAUCACAGACAAGCAAAACCCUUCAGCGUCCACAGAUUCCGCAAAAUGCACUAAGCCCUACGACCCAUCGAAACCGUUGAGACAGUAUGUAUUGAUGAUUGAUGCCGGUAGUACGGGUUCUCGUAUCCACGUCUACCGAUUCAACAACUGCGGUCCGACUCCUGAACUUGAAGAUGAAGUAUUCAAGAUGACUGAAAAGAAGAAGGGCGGCUCGGGUUUAAGCUCGUACAAGACCGAUGCCGAGGGAGCAGCACAAAGUCUUGAUGUAUUGAUGGAUGUCGCCAUGCAAACCGUCCCUGAUGAGUACAAGUCUUGCACCCCGGUCGCAGUGAAGGCCACCGCCGGUCUUCGACUGCUGGGACCUGAGAUGAGUGAAAAGAUUUUGGAAGCCGUCAGACAUCGCCUGGAAACUGUCUAUCCUUUCCCCGUCGUUUCUAAAGAGAACGGUGGUGUGGAGAUUAUGGAUGGUAGUGAUGAAGGUGUCUAUGCCUGGAUCACAACCAACUAUCUUCUCGGUAAAAUCGGUGGCCCUGACCAGACUCCUACAGCUGCCAUCUUUGACUUGGGAGGUGGAUCGACUCAAAUUGUGUUCCAACCGACAUUUGAUAGUGUGUCAGGUGGCAUGCCCGAGAAGUUGGCUGAAGGUGACCACAAGUAUCAGUUAAACUUCGGCGGACGCGAGUUUGAGCUGUAUCAACAUUCUCACCUUGGCUAUGGUCUCAUGUCUGCCCGUGAUGCGAUUCACAAAGCUGUUGUUGAAAACAAGUUUGCUCUCAGCCCUAAGGAUCUAUCUUGGACCACACAACCUAUUCCCCACCCUUGCAUCGGCCCUGGUAUGGAGCAACAAGUCAACCUCACUUUCCCUGCUGGCCACCCCCUUAGCCCUGAGCUUUCAGUCAUCAUGACCGGUCCCAAAGAAUUGUCUGCACCUGCUCAAUGCCGUGGCCUGACUGAAAAGAUCCUCCACAAAGAGGCUGACUGCAAGCUGGCCCCGUGCUCUUUCAACGGUGUUCACCAGCCAUCUCUCGAAAAGACUUUUGCCAAAGAAGACGUAUACAUAUUCUCUUACUUCUAUGAUCGAACGCGCCCACUCGGAAUGCCUGAUUCCUUCACGCUCCAUGAACUCCAGCGCCUGACUGAGAUUGUUUGCGCUGGUGGAGACCACUGGAAAAUCUUCGAGGGCAUUGAAGGCGCGAUGGACGAACUCGUAGGUCGUCCCGAGUCUUGCUUAGACCUCAACUUUAUGCUCGGUCUUCUACAUACUGGAUAUGAAAUGCCACUUUCUCGAGAGGUGAAGAUUGCCAAGAAGAUCAAAGACAACGAACUUGGCUGGUGCUUGGGUGCAAGUUUGCCACUUUUGAGUCAAGAAGCAGGCUGGACCUGCCGCAUCAAGGAAGUUUCUUAA
This is a messenger RNA of Talaromyces proteolyticus, 1653 nucleotides long. RefSeq names its product nucleoside diphosphatase Gda1. The transcript is spliced from 3 exons. Gene Ontology annotation, cellular component: Golgi apparatus; membrane. Gene Ontology annotation, molecular function: UDP phosphatase activity; GDP phosphatase activity. Gene Ontology annotation, biological process: nucleoside diphosphate catabolic process; protein N-linked glycosylation. Bases 1 to 1653 code for a protein of 550 amino acids. NCBI's taxonomy places the organism in Eukaryota, Fungi, Ascomycota, Eurotiomycetes, Eurotiales, Trichocomaceae. The record is from RefSeq and is a predicted model, not a curated record.